CAGUAGGGUGGGAGGACAAAAGCGAAUUGCAUCGUCAGCGACUUUAUCUCCAAGAUUCUAACGCACUGUACUGUCUGUAGUGGGCGUCGCUGAACCACACACCGAACCGAAGACAGCAAACCCCCUUCUCUCUUUUUUAUCGCUUAUUACACGCCUUCAAUCACUACCUACCUUUGACAGUAUAAACUCUUUCGCGUCCAAGUGCCCUUCGUCUCAUUUUGUUCGCGCAACGCAAUCCUCAUUGGUCGCUUCCUUUACUCGACAAUCUCCACAAGCUGCCUUGCCACCACACCGAACUGGCCGCCCCAAUGGUGACGGACGCGCCAAACGACAUCGACGGUUCACCCGAAAUCCCAAGACGGGAUGAUCCUCAGGAGCCGCCGGAUCACCGCCGACCACCGAAAAAGCGCCGGCGCAUAGUCAUAUCGUGCACCGAGUGUCACAGGAGGAAACAGAAGUGCGAUCGAGAGCUACCUUGCGGCAACUGCAAAUCGCGAAACAAAGAGACGUCCUGUCAAUACGAGACCGGUGCGCCGACGGCCAAGGAACUGGGGAAGACUUCGAUCAAGAACGCGGGGCGAUCCGAGCACGAUGGGCCCAUGCUACCGCCCUUCCAAAGCCUCUCUACGGCAGCUGCCAACUGGGGUUACUCCCAAUCGAGCGGGUCUACCCUCGGGUUUCUGAGGAGGAUCGAAAAUGCCAACGGGGAAUCCGGCCUCGCGGCGUCGUCCACCGGGGUCGGAGACGACGUGCUCAUCACGAAGGAAAAGUAUAAGGCCCUGAUCAGGCAGCUCCCGGCUAAGAGCUACAUGGAGAAGCUCAUACGCAUCUACCUGAGGGAGUUCAACCACAACUACUACGCCCUCGAUGAGGACGUGUUCAUGCAGCAGCUGGCCGAUUGGGACAACAUCUCCUUCAGCGUCCUCUCCUCCUCCGGGCCCCAGGGCCUGUCGCCCGACAUGAGGAUGUACCCGGCAUUGAUGUUCCAAGUCCUGGCGACCGCGCUCCUGGCCCUUACCGAAGAGCCGCACGAGUACUUCGAUCAUCUGAAGUACGCCGGAAACAUGACUUUUGAGGAUCUUGCGACGGACUACAGCGACUCGGGAGUCGCCAUCAUGCAAUUACUGGGCAAGCGCGACAUGACUUUGGUGGCUGUGCAAGCCUCAUUCUUGAGAGCCAACUUUCUAAAGCACAUGGGGAAAGUAGCGGAUGCGUGGCAUGCCAUCGGAAGCGCCAUUAAAGAUGCGCAAGAAACGGGGAUGCACAGAGACGGCCUGGAUCCGAAACCUGCAAGUGACUCCCUCGAAGAUAUGCUCGAGAAUCAGUGGCACAUUCAGAGCCGUAGGAGAUUAUACAUGGUGCUAUUGAUGUGGGACCUUCAUUGCGCAGUCGUUCUAGGCCGACCAGGUACCGUCGACUGGCGAGCGCCGCGGCCGAGCUUGCCGAUAGACGCCCCCAUACCAAAGGACCGGCGCAGGACGCCGUUAAGCGUACGAGACGAGGAAAGGGAUCCCCCAUCUCCGGUGACGAAACAGCUUGCCUCGUUCAAUCUCAUGGCGCCACUCGUGCAGGUGGUGGAACUCGAGCAGGAUGGGCCCUGUCCGAAGAAUUACGACAAGGUCAACCGGGCGCACGAACUGGCUCAGAGGGUCGCUGACGAGAUACCGGCGUACUUCCGGCUGGAAAACCCGGACACGCGAUGGGACAAUCAUCCCGACUGUUGGUGGCUGCCGGGCUGCAGGUCCUACCUGUCGCAGAGUCACCACUUCAACUUCAUUGCCCUGCAUCGGCCUUAUGUGUUCCAUCGCAGGGAGAGCAGGUUGGUGGCGCUCCGAGAGAGCAUAGAGAGCCUACAGAAUCAGAUGAACGCGUUCCAGGACAUGGAUCCAAAGUCUUGGAGGAAUUUUCAACUCUUUUUCGGAAGCUUUGACGCCGUUGUGCUCAUGGCGUCCAUCCAUAUCCUUUUCCCCAAGGAGAAUCUGAACCUUGCGCCCAAAGCGUUGCAGGAAUUCCAGUGGACCAUGGAGAGGUUCAGUGCCAUGUCGGAGAGGAACAAGCUGGCCAAGGCGGCGAGGGGCGUGCUCCAGGCCAUCUACACGAAGCUGAGGAAAGCCAUCGAUAACCAGGCGCCGGCGCGCAGUGUGUCGACCAUCUCGCAGACGUCCAUAUCGUCCGGGGAGGCGGACACGCUCGGGUCCUCGAGGGAUUCCGCCAUGACGGGGCCGUCGACGACGGACAACACCCCUCUGCAACUGGGCAACGGAAUCGGUAUGUCGCCGGCGGGAGACAUGGCGGUGAAGUUGGAAACGCCGGGCCCGCUACCUUCGGUCGCGACGUUCCGGCCGACGACGGCAACUCCAGACUGGGGGAUGUCGACCAAUUUCGACUUCAGCAACGUGGCGCCGUUGUUCGCGAUAGGGGACAUUCUCUAUAACGACGUGGGUAUACUCCGGGAAGGGAUGUCUUCAUGGGAAGCACCGACGGGGCCCACUACGCACCAGGCUAUGACGACGCCGCAGCAGCCGACGUCGGACAUUUUCGAGGGUGCUUUUGGAGGGGACAGUUUCUGGAAUUUGAUGAAUCAGUACGAUCCGGCAUCGAUAUAGUGGAUCAGCGCUAUUCCAUUUGUUGCUUUCUUCAUUCAUUCUUUGUUUUUCUUUUUUUCUUCUCUCUUUAUACUAAAAAAAGGGACAUUGGAUGUCUCUUCGUCUCUGGCGUUCGAAGGCAGGAAAGGAUGGGGGAAAUGGGAUGGGAAUGAGCAAUAAGCGGGCGAUGCGAUAUUCUGGCUGCUGCUUCAGGGGUUCGAGAUCUUCAGAGAGAGUGACGCGUGUUCUGACGAAUGUACACCAAGGGUACUUCGUACACCGUAUAAGGUACCUUACCUUACCUUACCAUUUCGCACAUACUUCGUACACGCACAUUCCGCAACAG
Messenger RNA from Sodiomyces alkalinus F11, 2931 nucleotides. RefSeq lists its product as hypothetical. Lineage: Eukaryota; Fungi; Ascomycota; Sordariomycetes; Glomerellales; Plectosphaerellaceae. Gene Ontology annotation, molecular function: DNA-binding transcription factor activity, RNA polymerase II-specific; DNA binding; zinc ion binding. Gene Ontology annotation, cellular component: nucleus. Gene Ontology annotation, biological process: DNA-templated transcription; regulation of DNA-templated transcription. The transcript has 5 exons. The record is from RefSeq and is a predicted model, not a curated record. The coding region runs from base 309 to 2606 and encodes 765 amino acids.